This is a messenger RNA of Oenanthe melanoleuca, 1983 nucleotides long. RefSeq names its product neuronal PAS domain-containing protein 4-like. Gene Ontology annotation, biological process: regulation of transcription by RNA polymerase II. The record is from RefSeq and is a predicted model, not a curated record. The coding region runs from base 393 to 1688 and encodes 431 amino acids. Gene Ontology annotation, molecular function: protein dimerization activity; DNA-binding transcription factor activity, RNA polymerase II-specific; RNA polymerase II transcription regulatory region sequence-specific DNA binding. NCBI's taxonomy places the organism in Eukaryota, Metazoa, Chordata, Aves, Passeriformes, Muscicapidae. The transcript has 8 exons.
UGCUGGAGAGCCAGCUCCCAGUCAGGCAGAGACUAGACAGGAUGUUCUGUGGGACUGGGCAGAUGUGUGCCCCACAGGGCCUGCUGCCUUUGUCACUGCCCCCUCCUGAGCGGCGGGUUUGCUUUAAAGACCCUGGCUUCCUUUUAUUACUUCCCCUCUCAAAUUUCAGCUGGCUGCAAGGGCUAUUUUUAGCAGCCUGCCUUCUAAAAAUAGCCCUGAGCUGUUUGGAGUUGCGUCACAAGAGGUAACUCUGGCAGUGAGUGGCUUGGCCUCUGCACCCCAGGAGGGUACAAAAGGAGACCGGGAGCAGCAGGGUCAGCAGGUUCAGCCACAGCCGGAGGCAAAGGAGGCAGCGAUUCCCUGGCAGCCUCAGGCCAUCCCAGCCCGGCAGCAUGACCAUCUUCUGCAGCCACUGCCACCGGCCCCUGCAGGCAGAGAUGAGCUGCCUGUCCACGAGGGCCAAGCAGGCGCCCAGUGCUUCAAGGCCCUUCAGGUCAACCAAGAGUGCUUCCAAGGCUCGCCGAGACCAGAUCAAUGUGGAGCUGCAGGCGCUGCGCUCCCUGUUGCCCAUCUCUGCACAGGAGAAGGAGCGGCUCUCCUACCUGCACACCAUGGCCCUGGUGUGCCUCCGGCUGCGGGGGGCUCAGCUGUUCCCUCCAGGCUUGCCUCCUCCUGCAGGACCAGCCCUUGGCACAGAACUUCUCUCCCUGCUCCCGGGGUUUCUGCUUGUGCUCUCAGUAGAGAGCAAGCUGGUCUACAUCUCAGACAACGUGGCUCAGGUGCUGGGCCUCUCCGUGGUGGAGCUGCUUGCCCAGGGGGACACGGUCUUUGACAUCCUGGAUGGGCAAGUGGGAGAGGAUGUGCACAAGAAGCUCCUCCUUGCCCGGGAGGAGCCUGGCAGGGAAGUCACUUUUGUCAGCGAGAUGCGCACAUCCAAGGCCUUCCGGCUGCAGCACGGGGGGAAUCGGGUCAUGGCAGUGUGCGGGCGCUUUGUGGCCCUGCACUGGCCACCCUUCCCGUCCACCACAGCCUUCCUGGCCCUCUGCACACCCCUUGUGCAGUCACCCACAGAUGGUGAAGCUGCUUCCCAGGACGACGUAUUCCAGAGCAUGCAUCUCCUGGACAUGACUUUUAUUGAUGUCACGGAGAGUGUCACCUACCACCUAGGCUACCACAGGGAGGAGCUGGUCGGUCAGUCGUGGUACAGCCUCCUGCACCCUGAGGAUGCUGACCUGGCAGCUGCCCAGCACAGGGCCGUGGCGCUGGAGGCCGGGGCUGGGCCCGCAGCGGGGACCGCCGUGCUGCGGGCGCUGCACAAGGACCGCGCCUGGACCUGGCUGCGCGUGUGGGCGCGGCGGGACGGCGGCUGCAUCACCUGCACCUGCCGCUGCCUCAGGGAGGAGGAGGCGGCCCACCUGCGCUCCCGGCAGCCCCGCGCCGCCGCGCCGCCCGGGGGCCGGGACCUGGGCCGGCUGGCCGAGCAGCUCCGCGCCCUGGCCGACAGCCUCUCGCCGCCCGCCGCGCCCCGCCGCUGGCCGCGCCCCGAGGAAGCCGAGGACAAUACCUCUUCCUGCUUUGGGGACUCCGUGCUGCAGCCACCCCAGUUGCUCUGGUUUCCUUUUGAACAGAGAAUAGGCUGCAGCAUUCCAGGUGUGCUGUCACAGGUGUCGAGUCUACAGAGAUGCUGACAUCCCUCGGUCUGCUGCCUGUACCUUUCCUAACCACACAUGGUUACACAGAGCCUGCUGGUCCACAUGGAGGCCAAACCCUCGUUUUAUACACUUAGUGCUCAUAUUAGAAACUUUGUCUAGGCUGUGAUAAAUCCAGCAUCAGGACGACUCGGUCUAGCAGUGCAGGGGGAUCCAGCUCUUGCACUUAAAACACUUAUUGACUACUUAGUUGGGUAUCUCCAGGGCCUUUUUGUACAUGACCCAUUCCUCAGAAAGGAACGAUUUUUGCUUUUAAAAAAAAAAAAAAAAAGAC